Ochotona princeps (American pika) is the source of this 972-nucleotide messenger RNA. RefSeq names its product olfactory receptor 4K5. Lineage: Eukaryota; Metazoa; Chordata; Mammalia; Lagomorpha; Ochotonidae. Gene Ontology annotation, molecular function: olfactory receptor activity; G protein-coupled receptor activity. Gene Ontology annotation, cellular component: membrane. The record is from RefSeq and is a predicted model, not a curated record. The transcript has a single exon. Gene Ontology annotation, biological process: G protein-coupled receptor signaling pathway. Bases 1 to 972 code for a protein of 323 amino acids.
AUGGAUCAGGUCAAUUCUUCAGUGGUGUCAGAGUUUGUGUUGCUGGGACUUUCCACUUCUCGGGAACUCCAGUUUUUCUUCUUUGUUUUCUUCUUUGUGUUAUAUGUUGUCAUUGUGCUGGGGAACCUUCUCAUUAUCAUCACGGUGAAUUCUGAUGCCAGGCUGCACUCCCCUAUGUACUUCCUCCUGGGAAACCUUUCCUUCGUUGACAUUUGUCAGGCUUCUUUUGCUACCCCUAAAAUGAUCACAGAUUUUCUAAGUGAACACAAGAUAGUAUCAUUCAAUGGCUGCAUGGCCCAAAUUUUCUUCAUUCAUCUUUUCACUGGUGCGGAGAUGGUGCUGCUUGUCUCCAUGGCCUAUGACAGAUAUGUAGCAAUAUGCAAACCCCUACACUAUGUGGUCAUCAUGAGCCAAAGGACAUGCAAUAUCUUGGUGAUGAUCCCCUGGGCUGUAGGCUUGGUGCACACAUUAAACCAGUUGUCAUUUACUGUAAACUUGCCUUUUUGUGGACCCAAUGUUGUAGACAGCUUUUUUUGUGACCUUCCUCGAGUAACCAAACUUGCCUGCCUGGACUCUUACAACAUUGAAAUACUUAUUGUGAUUAAUAGUGGAAUUCUUUCCCUAAGUACUUUCUUGUUGUUGGUCAGCUCUUACAUUGUUAUUCUUGUCACUGUCUGGUUCAAGUCCUCAGCUGCAAUGGCCAAAGCAUUUUCUACAUUGGCUGCUCACAUCACAGUAGUGAUACUAUUCUUCGGACCUUGCGUUUUCAUCUAUAUGUGGCCCUUUUCCACCUAUCCUGUAGAUAAAGUGCUUGCUAUAUUUUACACUGUUUUCACACCCAUCUUAAAUCCCAUCAUCUAUACACUAAGGAACAAGGAUAUGAAGGUUGCCAUGAGUAGAAUUGUUGCUCAUUACCUGAGGCCCAAGAAAGUUUCUGAAAUGCCGAUAGUAGUGAGGCAUUCUUUUUAUUAA